CAUAUAAGCAAGUUCAGCGAGGGAAUUGAAAUUAGAAAUUGGCGGAAAGCUUGUGAUCAAGGCAGUUGCGAGUAAAACACAUCAUUUACGUAGAUCUUAUGGCAAUGAGUCGCUUUGGUGCACUCGCUGACGGCUCCCUGUCCAUCAUGGGCAGGAGCUCCAGGUGUCUGGAAGGAUCGGUACAAUCGUUUGGAGGUAGGAAAAGGGAGCGAAAAGGAUUCGCAUUCGGUGUGAAUGGAAGAGCCCGGGGGGAGACUGAGGAUUUUAUACCAUUGGGAAUUCAGCCUAAUCCUAGCGCUAGUCAUGAUGCUGGCAGAGAUAAAUAUGAGAUCGGCGCAUAUGGAUACGGUAAAAACAACGUGAAACUGCUGUACGUGAAGCGCGAAGACAAAUAUCACCAUGAAAUUCGGGAGUACGAAGUGGACAUUCAUCUUCGUCUGGGGUCACAGAAGGAUUACCUGGAGGGUGACAAUCGUGACAUAAUUGCCACUGACAGCCAGAAAAACACUGUCUACCUACUAGCUAAGAAAUACGGAGUAAAAUCACCGGAAGAAUUCGGUAUUCUUCUCUGCGCACACUUUCUCUACACCUAUAAACACGUAGAGGAAGUCCACGUCAACGUCGAGGAAUAUCCGUGGAUGCGUCACCAGGUAGACGGUGUGCCGCACAAUCAUGCUUUCAUCUUCAAUCCGACAACGAGGCGAUACUGUCAAGUGACGCAACUCAGAAACGACUCACCAAGAAUUCGAGGUGGUUUGAAAGACCUGCGCGUGCUGAAAACAACACAGAGCUCGUUCACGGAUUUCAUUCAGGAUGAAUACCGAACAUUACCCGAUGCAAAUGACCGUAUAUUCAGCACCGUCGUGACCGCCUCCUGGGACUUCUCCACAGCGGCAGGUGUUAAUUUCGACAAGGUAUGGGAGACCGUUCGCGUCUGCAUCCUUCAGAAUUUUGCUGGUCCUGCUACCACCGGUAUUUACUCCCCUAGUGUUCAGAAUACCCUCUACCUAGCCGAGAAGUGUGUCUUGGACAAAGUUGAUCAGAUCUACAGCAUCGAGAUGCGAAUGCCUAACAAACACUACUUCGACCUCGACUUGAGUAAAUUUCCGAAGCUGGUGGAGGGAGAGAAUAAAGAAGUUUAUUUACCAGUUGACAAACCUUCAGGAAUAAUCUAUGCACAAUUAAAUAGGAAGGACAUCUCUUCUAAACUCUAGCUCAGGAACUCAAUUUUUUAUUUCGAUAUCAAUAGAAGAACUGCGAAAGACCAACUCCAACGACUAAGUUAAUAAGUAAUAAUGAUUUUUUAUACAGUAUUUUUAUGGACUUGAAAAUAUCUAUUGUAAAAAAUAGUCACUAAGGAAUUUAUACAAUCAUGAAUUCAAUAAACAAAUAUAAAAAUUCAUAAUCAUUAAAAAUAA
This is a messenger RNA of Diachasmimorpha longicaudata, 1418 nucleotides long. RefSeq names its product uricase. The transcript is spliced from 4 exons. The record is from RefSeq and is a predicted model, not a curated record. Gene Ontology annotation, cellular component: peroxisome. Gene Ontology annotation, molecular function: urate oxidase activity. Bases 99 to 1214 code for a protein of 371 amino acids. Lineage: Eukaryota; Metazoa; Arthropoda; Insecta; Hymenoptera; Braconidae. Gene Ontology annotation, biological process: urate catabolic process; purine nucleobase catabolic process.